ACGCUAAUCUCGUUACAUAGACGCACGUUCUUUCGCUGCAACCUUCAUUCUUCAACACUUUCACUGACUUCCACUGUUACCACAGCAAGCUUCUUCAUCUUUGUUUUUUCUUCUUCGCAGCCUCCCUUUCGUUUUCUCCAUAACCUCCACUCUUCUCAUCAUCUUAUGCAUGCGUACCCUUUCUUCACCAAACAACAAUUUCACAAACACUAGAAAAUAACAAGAGCAAGAAACAAGAACAUGUGCUUUUUUUCCUUCUUUCUUGUUAUUUAACCGUGACACGAGUCGUCCAUUGCGGUAUUCUGAUAGACGCGUUCAAAAGGAAAAUACGUUUGCGUGUGGCAUUUAGCCACUGAUGAGUUCAGGUUUCGGACGAUGCGCUGUAUAGAGAAGUCAAGGAGAUGACGGUGUUUUGGAACGUGCUUUGUGGGGAAUCUGGUUGUUCGGAGGCGGGAAGAAUGCCUUGCAGUUAUGACUUUAGACUUCUCAUCGAUCCUUCUACUUGUGUCAACCAUUUGUUGAUCUCUUGCUUUGAUGUGUUAUUACUUAUGAUGCUUGUCUUCAUCAUGAUCCAGAAAUCAACAUUAAAACCAUCUCGGGGUAUAAUACAGGUGCAAAGAUAUUCAUAUUUGCAGACAGUUUCUUCCAUAGCUAAUGGAGUUAUUGGGUUGGUGCAUUUGUGCUUAGGCAUUUGGGUUUUAGAGGAAAAGUUGAGGAAGACCCAAACUGUGUUGCCUUUUGAUUGGUGGUUGCUAGAAAUCUUUCACGGAUUAACGUGGUUGUUGGUGAGUUUAAUGUUAAGUCUUAAGCUGAAACAACUUCCAAGAAGAUGGGCGAGGCUUUAUUCUAUUCUGAUCUUUUUGAUUUCUGGUAUUUUCUGUGCGUCAUCGUUGUUUUAUGCAAUUAGUAGCAGAGAACUAACCCUUAUGAUAGCUUCAGAUAUUCUAUCUUUUCCGGGGGCGAUAUUAUUGUUAUUAUGCACAUUUAAGGAAUCCAGUUAUGGAGACACUAACAGAGAAACUGAUGAAAGUCUUUAUUCCCUCUUAAAUGGCGAGUCUGAUAAAAAAGACUCUAUUCCAUAUGUAACACCAUUUGCCAAAGCGGGGUUCUUCAGUAAAAUGUCAUUCUGGUGGUUGAAUCCAUUGAUGAAAAUGGGUAAAGAGAAAACACUUCAGGAUGAAGACAUUCCAGGGUUACGGGAGGAAGAUCGAGCAGAAAGUCGUUAUUUACUAUUUCUGGACCAACUGAACAGAAAAAAACAAAAGGAUCCAUCCUCGCAGCCAUCAGUUUUGAGGAUAAUACUUUUAUGCCACUGGAGAGAAAUUUUAGCAUCGGGAUUCUUUGCAUUGCUUAAGGUACUUGCAUUGUCUUCGGGACCUCUUCUAUUGAAUUCUUUUAUAUUGGUUGCUGAGGGUAAUGAGAGUUUCAAAUAUGAAGGUUUUGCAUUGGCAAUAUUACUUUUCUUUACAAAAUCCAUUGAAUCCCUUUCUCAAAGGCAAUGGUAUUUCCGCUGCAGACUUAUUGGUCUGAAAGUUAGGUCACUGCUAACUGCAGCCAUUUAUAGAAAGCAAUUGAGGUUAUCCAAUUCUGCUAGAUUGAUGCAUUCUGGUGGUGAGAUAAUGAAUUAUGUCACUGUGGAUGCUUAUAGAAUUGGUGAAUUUCCCUAUUGGUUUCACCAGACUUGGACAACUAGCUUUCAACUAUGCAUCUCAUUGGUAAUUCUUUUUCGUGCUGUUGGGCUGGCAACAAUUGCCUCCUUGGUGGUGAUAGUAAUCACUGUUCUUUGCAAUACUCCACUUGCAAAGUUACAACACAAGUUUCAAAGCAAGCUUAUGGUCGCACAAGAUGAGAGAUUGAAGGCUUGCUCUGAGGCUCUUGUGAAUAUGAAGGUGUUGAAGUUGUACGCAUGGGAAACCAAGUUUAGAAAGGCUAUAGAGAGAUUAAGGAAAGAGGAGCUCAAAUGGUUGUAUGCAGUGCAAUUAAGAAAGGCGUACAACACCUUUCUUUUUUGGUCCAGCCCUGUUCUGAUCUCUACUGCUUCCUUUGGGGCAUGUUACUUUCUUAAUGUUCCUCUGCAUGCAAAUAAUGUUUUCACUUUUGUGGCUACUUUGCGCCUUGUUCAAGAUCCAAUUAGAACCAUUCCUGAUGUUAUUGGGGUGAUCAUUCAGGCAAAAGUUGCGUUUACUAGGAUUGUAAAAUUUCUGGAGGCACCUGAACUGCAGAGUGCAAAUGUCACUAAAAGGUGUCUCAAUGACAAUAUGAGGGGUUCAAUAACAAUCAAGUCUGCGAACUUUUCAUGCGAAAAUAAUGUAUCAGAGCCAACACUGAGAAACAUAAAUUUGGAGGUUAGAUCAGGGCAAAAGGUGGCUAUUUGUGGAGAGGUUGGCUCAGGCAAAUCAACUCUCUUAGCAGCGAUUCUCAGAGAAGUUUCUAUGACUCAGGGAGAACUUGAAGUGUAUGGCAAGUUUGCCUAUGUUUCUCAAACAGCAUGGAUACAAUCAGGAACAGUACGUGAGAAUAUAUUGUUUGGGGCAGACAUGGAUGCUGAAAAAUAUCAAGUAACACUUCAUAGGUCUUCAUUAUUGAAGGACCUAGAGUUGUUUCCCAAUGGCGAUCUCACUGAAAUAGGAGAGAGAGGAGUUAACCUGAGUGGAGGCCAGAAGCAGCGAAUUCAACUUGCACGUGCACUAUAUAAGAAUGCUGAUAUAUAUCUCUUGGAUGACCCAUUCAGUGCAGUUGAUGCACAUACUGCAACAAAUUUGUUUAAUGAAUUCAUAAUGGAAGGACUUGCUGGGAAAACAGUCUUGCUCGUGACUCAUCAAGUUGACUUCCUUCCAGCAUUUGAUUUUGUUUUGUUGAUGUCAGAUGGUGAAAUUAUAGAAGCUGCUCCGUAUCACCAUUUGUUGAGCUCAAGCCAAGAAUUUCAGAACCUUGUGAAUGCCCACAAAGAGACUGCUGGUUCUGACCGGCUUGUGGAUGUCACUUCUUCCCACAAACACUCAAAUAGUUCUAGAGAUAUUAGAAAAACAUCCAUGGAGAAACAAUAUGAAGCAUCAAAAGGCGAUCAAUUGAUUAAGCAAGAAGAGAGAGAAAAAGGAGACCAUGGUUUCAGACCGUAUAUACAGUAUCUGAAUCAGAGCAAAGGAUAUAUAUUAUUCUCUUUGGCUUUUUUUUCUCAGAUAACGUUUGUGAUUGGCCAAAUAUUACAAAACUCGUGGAUGGCAGCUAGUGUUGACAACCCUCAAGUCAGCUCUUUGAAAUUGAUUGUGGUUUACUUGUUGAUUGGAGCUAUUUCAUCAAUAUUCUUGUUGAUCAGAAGUCUUGCUACAGUUGCUUUUGGCCUUCAAUCGUCAAAGUCACUAUUUUUACAGCUACUGAACUCCCUUUUUCGUGCUCCCAUGUCAUUUUAUGACUCCACUCCUUUAGGACGGAUACUUACUAGGGUCUCCUCGGAUCUCAACAUUGUGGACCUUGAUGUUGCAUUCAGCUGUUUGUUUGCUGUGGCAGCUACUUCAAAUUGUUAUGCUAAUCUUGCAGUUUUAGCAGUUGUUACUUGGCAAGUCUUGUUUGUCUCAAUCCCAAUGAUUUAUUUUGCAAUCAGCUUGCAGAAAUAUUACUUUGCUUCGGCGAAAGAACUUAUGCGGUUGAAUGGCACCACAAAAUCCUUUGUAGCUAACCAUCUUGCUGAAUCUGUUGCUGGAGCUGUGACAAUAAGGGCUUUUGAGGAGGAAGAUCGUUUUUUUCAGAAAAACCUUCAUCUAAUUGAUGUCAAUGCUAGUCCUUACUUCCAUAGUUUUGCAGCAAAUGAGUGGUUGAUUCAACGAUUAGAAACAGUCAGUGCUGUUGUUCUCGCAUCUGCUGCACUUUGCAUGGUCGUGCUUCCACCUGGAAGUUUCUCCUCUGGAUUUAUCGGCAUGGCUCUUUCUUAUGGUCUUUCACUUAACGUCUCCUUGGUAUUUUCAAUUCAAAAUCAAUGCAAUGUAGCGAACUAUAUAAUAUCAGUGGAGAGGCUAAAUCAGUAUAUGAAUAUACCAAGUGAGGCACCAGAAGUUAUAGAAGGAAAUCGUCCUCCUGCGAAUUGGCCAGUUGCUGGUCGAGUAGAGAUAAAUGAAUUGCAGAUACGUUACAGGCCUGAUGCACCACUAGUACUGCGUGGCAUCACAUGCACGUUUGAAGGAGGGCACAAAAUUGGUAUUGUUGGCAGAACAGGCAGUGGAAAAUCCACUCUCAUAGGUGCUCUAUUCCGUCUUGUAGAGCCAGCUGGUGGACAAAUAGUAGUUGAUGGCAUAGACAUUUGCUCUAUCGGUCUUCAUGACUUGAGAUCACGCUUUGCUAUUAUACCUCAAGAUCCUACUCUUUUUAAUGGCACAGUCAGAUACAACUUGGACCCCUUAUCUCAACACUCUGAUCAAGAGAUAUGGGAGGUUCUUGGGAAGUGUCAGUUACAAGAGGCUGUCCAAGAGAAAGAAGAGGGAUUGGGAUUAGACUCUUCAGUUGUUGAAGCUGGAGCAAACUGGAGCAUGGGACAGCGACAACUAUUUUGUUUAGGACGUGCUCUUCUACGCAGAAGUCGCAUAUUGGUGCUUGAUGAAGCAACUGCAUCAAUUGAUAAUGCAACUGAUUUGAUUUUGCAGAAAACCAUUCGUACCGAGUUUGAAGAUUGUACAGUUAUCACGGUAGCUCACAGGAUACCAACUGUCAUGGAUUGCACCAAGGUUCUUGCCAUUAGUGAUGGAAAACUGGUGGAGUAUGAUGAACCAAUGAAGUUGAUAAAGAGAGAAGGAUCGCUGUUUGGGAAUCUUGUCAAAGAAUAUUGGUCUCAUUUUCGGUCUGCAGAAUCUCAAUGAGACUGAACAAGAUUUUUGGAAUAGCUGCCAUGUCUUUUUUCCUGUAACAUUGACAAGUCAAGACAGUUUAUUUAGAUUAGAAGUAGGAUGGAAAUGCAUUAUAUUUGGACAAACUAAGAAAAUAGUGCAAAGCUAUUCAGCAGUUGUUGCUUACAAUAUGACAUCUAUAAUUGGAAAAAUCAUUGGAUGUUAUCAGAAGCACCGGUAUCUCUAUCAAUUUUAGCCAUCUGUCUAC
This is a messenger RNA of Vigna umbellata (rice bean), 5082 nucleotides long. RefSeq names its product ABC transporter C family member 10-like. Gene Ontology annotation, biological process: transmembrane transport. NCBI's taxonomy places the organism in Eukaryota, Viridiplantae, Streptophyta, Magnoliopsida, Fabales, Fabaceae. The record is from RefSeq and is a predicted model, not a curated record. Gene Ontology annotation, molecular function: ATP hydrolysis activity; ATP binding; ABC-type transporter activity. Gene Ontology annotation, cellular component: membrane.